Messenger RNA from Schistosoma margrebowiei, 2785 nucleotides. Lineage: Eukaryota; Metazoa; Platyhelminthes; Trematoda; Strigeidida; Schistosomatidae. The record is from the annotation of a GenBank genome assembly.
AUUUUAAUAAUAAUUAUUAUUAUUACUAUUACUUUACUACUUACAGUACUACUUCUAGUACAGUUGUAUUUCAUGAAAUGUGGAUUUUUUAAAAUGAAAAAAAUAUUGAUCUGAAAUGAAAACUUAGAUUAAUAAGAUUAAUUAAUAAAAGAUUAAUUGAUCAAGUUACUUUUCCAAUUCUGCUUGGUCAUAUCCUUAUGAAUAAAUGUUACAUAGGAUCAAUGAAUAAUUGAUUAACCUUGAAAUUAUGCCAUUAAAACUUUGAAAGGUAUACUCUAUUGACAAGGUAUAAAGUAAAACUCCACGUUCAAGCAAAUACACGAACAUAAACACACACACACAUACACACAUACAUAUUCUGGAACAAAUUAAUAUCAAUAAAAGAGAAUAAUCAUUAGUAGUUAGUACUAUACAAAUCAUGAAUGUUAACUAUAUUCCAUUUGAUAAUUCUUAAAUGAAUAGAGAAUUAACUCGUAAACGUUCCAGAUAUCAUAGUCAUAAAAUUGACAAAUUUUUAUUACAAGAAUAUGAACAUCGUAAAAAAGAAAUUCAAUUACUUUUAAUUGGUUUACCGAAUUCUGGCAAAAAUACAUUUUGUAAGCAAAUGCGUCUACAUUUCGGUGAUGGUUUCCCUGUAUCAUAUCGUAAUGAAAUGAAGCCAACAAUACUAGCCAAUACAACUGAUGCUAUUGCUAUGGUGUUAGAAUAUAUGAAAGAUGCUAAUAUUAGUUUUUCAGAUAUUUUGGCUCAUAAACUUCAAGAAUAUUUAGUGAAUAGUCGAUCAGAAAAUGGAUGGAUCACAAAAGAUUUUAUCAUAUUCGAUGAAAAAUAUACAACUAAUUCUAAUCAUAUUGAUUAUCAUAUACUUAAACGUCAAGAAUCAUCAUUUAAAACUAAAUUGAAUCAUAAUACGGAACAUUUCACUUAUCCUUAUUAUGAUGAUCCUCAUGCAAAAUAUUUUAAUCAUCAUCAUCAUCAUAAUUGUAUAACAAUUAGUUCUAGUUUACCAAGUUUUACAAUAUCAACAUCAUUAUCUCCUUCAUUUAAUGAAUCUAUUCAAUCUACUAGUCAACAAUAUUUAAGUAAUACAAAUAAUCCUUUAAAUAAAAUUCAUGAUUUCACUAUGGAAACAUAUAACUCUUGUAUACCCUCUUCAUUCAAUACUACUAGUACUACUACUACGACGACGACGCCAGCAACAACUACUAUUUGUACUAUGCACACUAGUACUACUAAUACUACUAUUAGUAGUAGUAGUACUACUACUGAUAAUAAUAAUAUUGCCAAUACUGAUAGUAUAACCGAUUCUAUUGUUGAAAAAUUUCUAUAUUAUGUUCAUGAAAAUAAUUCUAUUCCACCAUCAGUAUUAAAAAAAUUUGAAUCGAUUAUUGGUAUUAAAUCAAUCGAUAAUUGGCAAAAUAUUAUUGAAAAUAAAACAUUAUUACAUUAUUUAAUUCAUGUCUUAUUACAAAGUGGUAUUGAUAAUUGGUCAUCAUUUUUAAUGUAUCAAUCAACACCGCCACCAGCUCCAACAACACUACCUCCAAUAUCAGUUGAAGAUGAAUUUUUAGAUUAUAUUGUAACUAGUGACAGUUGUGAUACUUCAGAAGAAGGUGAUGAAGAUGAUGAUGAUGAUGAUAAUAAUGAGAGAGAUGAUAUUGAAAGUGGAUUAGUCAAUUCUUCAAAUUGUUCUUUAGCAAGAACUUUAGUUAAAAGUUCUUCUGAUAUUAUAGAUAUUGAUGAAUUUAUCAACUAUAAUGAAGAUGAUGAUGAUGAGGAUGAUGAUGAAGAAGAAGAAAAGAGAAAUAAUUUGAACGAGGAUUGGAAUCAUUUAGCUGAUUUUAAAACAGAAGAUGGUCUCGUUCAUAAAUCAAUUAGAAAAUUAUCAAUCAAUACAAAACGUAGAAAUAAAAAUCUAGAUCAUAAUAGUAAAUUAGAAAGUGGUAAUCUACCUUAUCUAAAUAGAAAUUACAUAGAAUUAAAUAGUAAUUUUAAUUUAUUAGAAUUUUCAAUUGAUCAAUUAACGAAUAUUAAUUAUUCAGAGCAUAAAAUUUCAUUAAAUUCAUUACAAAUUAUAAUGAAAAUUAUUACGGAUCAAUGUGAAUUUCGUAAUGCAUUUUUACAAUAUUAUCCAAUUCUAUCACAAAAAACUUAUGCUGGUUCAUACUUUAUUAAAUGUGUGGAUAGAAUUAUUCAAGAUGAUUAUAUACCUACAUUACAAGAUUUACUGAUUAUGAAACAAUCAUCAAAAGCUGUCAGAGAAUCCCUUAUCACUAUUGGAUCAAUAACAUUAAGAACAAUUAAUUUAGGUGAACACAGUGAACAUUUGAAUAAACAAUUUCAUUAUUUUGAAUCGGUCAAUAUGAUUUUGUUUUUUAUAUCACUUGAAGAUGUUUAUCGAUUCACAUAUGUUCAAGGGAAUAAAUUUGUUAAUCAUCAAACAUUUAAACUAUUUGAAGAUAUUGUGAAUUCACCAGAUUUAACAAAGAAAGAUAUUUUGGUUUUUUUAAAUAAAUAUGAUAUAUUAAAAUCAAUAAUUUCACAAAUCAAUAAUGAUACUACUCAAAUUACUAUCAAUAAGGAAGAUGAUAAAACAGAUUGGAAUAUAUUUAUUCAAAUGAUUAAAUCUUAUUUAAUAGAAUUACAUAAUCAUGCAAAUAUAAAAGGUUCCCAUCUAUAUUUUCAUAUUACCUGUUCAUUAGAUAUAGAUAAAAUGAAAUGGAUUAUUAAAGAUUCUAUUCGAACUAUUUUAGAAAUUAAUCGUAAACGUCAUUUAAUAUUUUAA